AUGUCAGAAGUCAAGUUGCAUGGUCAAUGCUAUGAUAAUAGCUUAGAUCCUGAAAUAAGGGUCAUAGCUAUGUUGGAGCUAGGAUCCCCUCUGGAGAUGAUUCAGCUUCUGCAGACCCCCUGGGAGGAGAGAUUUAAAAUUUGCCUGAGUCUAGUGAAACUGCUGUUUUACCUGGCACACUCCCCUCUCGGUUCAAUAGCCCUCUUGGAUUUCCAGCCAAGGCAGUUUGUUAUGGUGGAUGGAAACUUAAAAGUGACAGACAUGGACGAUGCCAGCAUUGAGGAAAGGUUAUGCAGGGAAGAUAAUGACUGCACAUUAGACUUCCCUGCAAAAAGCUUCAUUCUCAACUGUACUACAGCUGGGAAAUGUGAAGACCUAAAUGAAAAGAAAAAUCUUUUUAACGCAUACAGGUAUUUUUUCACGUAUCUUUUGCCACACACUGCACCUACUGCUUUGCGGCCCUUUUUGGGUGAUAUCCUGAACACAACAGGCGAUUUACGAUAUGGAAUAAAUGAAACUCUAGGAGCUUUUGAAAAAGUCUUACAUUUGUACAAGUUGGGGCUGUAUCUACAGAAAAGACACCAUCUUUUAAAAGAGUACAUCACCCUAAAGGGUUUCCGAACCAUGGAAGUGCAGGACUAUAAAUGCUGGCUCUCCUACAGCCAUCUGGGAUGCGUACUCUCCAUUCAUAAUACAGAGGACGCUGCAGCAAUGUGCAACUCUCAACCACAGUGCCAAAGUUUCAUUGUCAUGCAAGAGAGAACAUGGACAGGACGCCAACUUGCCUCCUUUCGAAGUAGCCUGACUGACUUAAUACCAGAUGUCAAUUCUGCAGUCUACAUUAAACGAUCUGCUACCUCGAGGGAAAGGCUUUAA
Pelodiscus sinensis (Chinese soft-shelled turtle) is the source of this 876-nucleotide messenger RNA. The record is from RefSeq and is a predicted model, not a curated record. NCBI's taxonomy places the organism in Eukaryota, Metazoa, Chordata, Testudines, Trionychidae.